This is a messenger RNA of Closterium sp. NIES-67, 3455 nucleotides long. The record is from the annotation of a GenBank genome assembly. NCBI's taxonomy places the organism in Eukaryota, Viridiplantae, Streptophyta, Zygnematophyceae, Desmidiales, Closteriaceae.
CCUUUUCUAUCAUCCCUCUGAUCUUGUAAGCUUCAAUUAUAGUGACUCUGAGGACUGUCAACUUCUCCUAGGGCAGAUUACCCCCCAGUGCGCCAAACGCCAUAGCUCACUCGUUAAGCUACGGAAUCGAGUGAUUCAACUUUCAGUUGAAAGCUGACGCUGCCAGCUACAACAUAUCCGAUUUUCAGAUCGUUUCACCGAUUGGAGUUUUUGAUAUAGCUAUUCGAAGGUCGCGAGUUUUCUGGGCGUCAUAACGAAGUGCUGCAGAAAUUUCCAAGGAGCCAUUGAAUCAUCUGCUUAUAGCCUUCUCUCACAAACAAGUGGUAUCAGAGCCUAUUAUCACGCAUUUGGGACCUAAAAUACGAUGGGAGAUAAAGAGGACUCUGGUGGAGGUGAUACUUCAGUCCAAGGAGGCAGCUCAAUCCAAGAUUCUGGCAUUGCAGCGCAAAGGGGAGCGCGUACAAGCCAGGGGUCACUGCUUAAGGAGGUGCUGAAGAACUUCACCAUUGAGAAGUUCUCUGGAGAUGGCUAUGAUGAUUGGGCAUGGAAGAUGCAGCUCUACUUUCGACAAAUUGGCCUCUUGAAGCUCAUGAUUGGAACGGAGCCAAGGCCACAGGAAAUGGCAGAGCAAGCGGACUGGGAUGAACGUUCAUCUGCUGGAUAUUAUCUACUGUCACAAAGCUUGGAGCUGAACCAGAGGCAUCACAUCAUGCAUCUGCUACCGGAAAUUGAUUGUGGGCCCAAGGCAUGGGCAGUGCUCAAGGACCUGCACGCUCCGACAUCGGUUGCCGCUUCUCUCAUGCUGGAUCGGGAGCUGUCCAUGCUGCGGUUGAGCGAGAAUGAACCUGUGCAGCCCGUACUGGACAAGAUGAGGGAACUCUACGCGAAAUUGGCGAUUGCUGGCAUCACGUACCCAGAGCAGACAAAGUGUCUCAAGAUGCUCAGCCUGCUGCCGGAGUCUUGGCUGCAAUUUAUAAGCGGACUCAGCUUGCCACAAAACCAAAGUCAAUGGACAUUGGAGUGGAUUCGCACCAAGAUUCUGGAAGAAGAUUUUCGUCGCUAUACACUGCGCGGAGGUGAUGACAGCACCAGCGGCUAUGCCAUGCAAGGGACAUGGAGGGAUCGAGGGCGUGGCAAUCGCGGUCGCUCUUACCACAGCCAAGGUGGUCGCGGGACUUGGAACCAGCGGGGGCGUGGUGGCGCUGGUGCAAGAGGAAGAGGUGGUCACUCCAACAAUGACAACAGUGAACCACGCUUGAGGGGAGAGUGCUGGUAUUGCAAGGAAGAAGGGCAUCCAUGGUUUCGCUGCCCUACCAAGCCCGACUGGUGGACCCCUUGGAACCAAUCGCAGAAGGGGAAUGGAGGAAAGCAACCACAUGGAGGUGCCAACAUGGUAGCUGAUCCUGCUGAAGAAACCUCCAAGGAUGACAGAGGAAUGGGAAAUGAGGAGAGGAAUGCUGGACAGUUCUACCAUGUGUGUGACAAAGAUGACAGUGGCACAGCUGUUGCAAGGGCUGGAGAGGAAUUGCACCCGCUUGACAUGUGGGUCAUGGACUCUGGUGCUGCAUGGACAAUGACACCACGCAAGGACUUGCUGGAUGCUGUGCGAGCGCCUCCUAUCUCUGAAGUGCGCUCAGCAUCCGGACAUGCAGUGAAGGUCGCUGGAGUUGGUCGAGCUGCAUUCAGAGCACCUGAUGGUGGACUGGUUGUGCUGAAGGACGUGUUACUCGUACCGGGGCUGAAGGCCAAUCUGAUAUCGCUGCGCAAGCUAGGCCAGGCCGGAGUCAGCACCACCACCAAUGGAUCCAAAACAUUCAAGGGGCUGCGAGGAGAUCGUGUGUUAUGGGAUUUACACGAAAGCAGAGAUGUCUUCAGAUCCAUGUGGCAGAUCCCUGCACUGAUAUGGGAAUCAACAAAGAAGGAGUUGGGAGAAGUAAAGGCGGGAUCUGGAGUCCAGGGGGAGUGUAAUGCAGUUAGUGCUGCAGGAGUGACGGUUUCUGCAAGGUCGGGGGAGACUGAUUGGGAAACCGCACACAGGCGUCUAGGGCAUGUGGCUAUGCCAUUGCUGCAGCAACUGCAUAAGGAAGAAGCAGUAAAGGGGCUCAAGCUUUCUGGGCAACCAAAUGAUACCAAGUGCGAGACGUGUCUGCUGAGCAAGUUCACACGGUUCCCCUUUCACGACGUAGCUGGGAAAAGCAAGGCAGCACUGGAACUGGUGCACAUGGACCUGGUAGGACCUUUUCCAGUCCGAGGAAGUAAGGGGGAAAGGUACUUCCUGACAAUAGUUGAUGACUGGAGUCGGCUGAUGUGGGCAUACCCGUUGAAGCAGAAGGAUCAUGCUGCCUCAACAAUACGAGAUGAUUGGCUGCCGUUCGUCGAGCGACAAUCUGGGCACUCAUGCAAAAGCAUCAGAACCGACCGAGGUGGAGAGUUUCUAGGAGGAGAUCUGACUGCAUGGCUCAAGAAACAAGGCAUUGAGCAUCAACUAACGACGUCCUAUACCCCUCAGUCAAAUGGCGUUGCUGAGAGGGCUAAUAGGACCAUCCUGGAAACUGCGCGAGCGCUGCUGAUCGAAUCAGGGCUGGGGAACUCCAUGUGGCCUCAUGCGGUGAGCAUGCUACAGUGGCAAGGAACCGCGUACUCACAAAGGUGGCUGAUGAUAUGUGGGUGCCGCUGGAGAGGUGGCUUGGAAAGAAGCCUCCAGUGGACAUGCUUCGAGUGUUCGGAUGCAUGGCAGUGGCGCAUGUCCCUAAACCGUACAGGACAAAGCUUGGAGCAUCUGCACUUUGGUGUGUGCACCUUGGGCUUGCGGCAGAGAGCAAGGGGUGGCUACUCUGGGAGCCCUCAAAGAAUGUGCUGUUUGACAGUCGGGAUGUCAAAUUUGUGGAGAACAUCAUGUAUGGCAAGUGGGAGAAGCAGCCGGAGGCAAGGGUCACCCAGCAGCUGGAAGAGAUCACUAUGCACUUCGAUCUGUCCGAACCUGAGGACAGCGAAGUCACUGCGCCAACGGCAAGCGGUACUGAUGAAGGAAGCAAUGAGGAUAUUGCAACUGAUGCUGAAGUCAAGGAUCCGGAGCAGCAGCAGCAAGAGGCUUCCAAAACACGAAGUCUGCCAAAGCGAAGGAAACAGAUUGGUGGGGGGACAAAGGAUUGGGUGAAGGUGAAAGAAUGGGUAAGUCCAACCAUCUACCCUGCACGUACCAGAAUGGCAACGAGAAAGCUGCUGAGCUCCACAAGUGGAGGAGCCACAACUGAGCAGCAGGAACAGGCUCAAGGCGAAGAUGCGGUGCUGUUAUUGGGUGAUGACCAAGAGUCAGAUGACGAGGAGCCUGCAUACUGCUUUUACGCACCAAUACAACCUCCGAGCAUGGAUCAUGCGCUAGCCGGGCCUCAACGGGGGAAGUGGCUCGUUUCAAGAGAUGCAGAGUACAACAGCCAGAUGGAGAAUCACACAUG